AUGGAUGCAACAGAGGAAACCCCAUCAAAAACAGAUAUCCAAACAGUUUUCCGAAAGCUUCGCGCUAUACCAUGCAAUAAAGAAUGUUUUGAUUGUGGCGCGCGUAAUCCCACAUGGGCAUCAGUAACUUACGGUAUUUAUAUAUGUAUCGAUUGCUCGGCGGUACACCGCAAUUUAGGCGUUCAUAUCAGUUUUGUACGAUCGACUACUUUGGAUACUAAAUGGACAUGGUUGCAGUUACGUGCUAUGCAAGUUGGUGGAAAUGCUAAAGCGGUAUGUUUUUUUCUUGAAAGAGAAGAGAAGGGCAUGAAACGGAGUCAGGAAAAUAAUUUUUUCAAGCAACACGGUUGUAAUACAAAUGAUGCUCAACAAAAAUAUAACAGCAGAGCCUCAAAUUUAUAUAAGGGAAAAUUAGCCUCAUUAGCAAUGGAAGCAUAUCAGCAGUACGGCACUUCUUUGAUGAUGGAAAAUGUUGAUUUCAUAACAGAUGAAGGAUCUGAUGAAAAAAAUGCGAAGGAGGAAGUUGAUUUUUUUUCGCAAGAUUUCGUUGCUCAUCAAAGCAAUUCUUCAUGCUCAAUAAGUCAGGAUGCGUUCAUUAACAAUGGCAGUGAAGCAAUAUUAGAACCGAGCAUUGAAGUAUUAUCAUUAAGUGAUGCAGCUCGUGAUCAAAAUAUUCCAUUGAAGUCAGGCAUUACGAGUAAAAAAGUGCCGGUGAAAAGAUCGGGGCUUGGUGCUAAGAAAGGAAUGGGUGCACAUCGCAUAACUGCGAAUUUUGGUGAAAUUGAACAGAAAGCAUCUAAUUAUGACAAGGAGAAGGAAACACUGGAAGGUUCUGCCAUAAAAAGUACCGGAAAUGUUGAUACUGAGUCUGAUGGUUCUAAAACAACAGUUUCGAGUCGAUUUUUGAUUCAAGAAUUGGAAAAAAAGGCCAAACAAAAAGCCAGCAAUGUGGAUGAUAGUAAAGCAGAUGUGGUUGAACGUCUCGGUAUGGGAAGUGGUUGCGCUAUCUUUGGAAAGGGAACAAUAAGUCAUUCCGUAGCAAGUGGUAUCAAAACUAUUCCUCAAGAAGGCAUUUCAAGAAGUAGUAACCAAACUGCAAUUCCAAGUCGACGAGAAGGCGAAUGGGAAAUUGUUGAUGACGAUUUAAGAGGGAAUGAAGGAAGAUCAAACAUCAUUGAUGAUCGCUGCAUCAUAAAAAAAACUGCAGGCGAUGAUUUCUUCGAUAAUUGGGGAACUCCUGCUUCAACAACUUCAAUUAAAAAACCGUCGAGGCCAUCGAUAACCACUGCCAUUACUGAGCCAUCCAAUGAUAGUACGUUGAAGAAAUUUGCUAAUGCAAGAGCAAUAUCAUCCGAUCAGUAUUUUGGUGGCCCGCAAUAUGAGGCACAAUCAAGGUUAAAUCGUUUCGAAGGUUCAAGUGGAAUAGGCAGCGCUGAUUUGUUUGGUGAUGGUGAAAACAGUUCAUAUGGUAGUGGUUAUGCGAGUCAAAUGCCAGAAAUGGCGACAAUCAGAGAUAGUGUGAGAGUAGGCGCAAGCAAAGUAGCUGGGAAAUUAUCGUCUCUGAGUAAUUCUGUUGCAUAUUAUCUUGCG
Acanthocheilonema viteae is the source of this 1590-nucleotide messenger RNA. Lineage: Eukaryota; Metazoa; Nematoda; Chromadorea; Rhabditida; Onchocercidae. The record is from the annotation of a GenBank genome assembly.